GAGCAGGUGGUGUUGGAUAAUCGAAGAACGGGUGCCAUGUGUAGGAAAUAUGUUAGUUUCGUUUAGAAAAUGCGGUGGUUUUAUAUUGCCCUUUUAUUGUCCUCUUGCAAUGCUUCCUUUUAUGAUGUGACUCGUACUAGACCUAGAAGAAGACGAGACUUAGAAGCUUCAUUGGGUGAUUCACCAGGUUUCCCUUCACGGGUGGACAUAGAGAGUCUGAAGAGGUUAUAUCCAGAGAAUGAGAAGCUGAUAGCUAGCCUCCCAACACCCUACUACACAGUAAUUUUUCCUGUUCAAGAACGUCAUGAAAAAAGUGUUGGAAUCUCAACUAGAGAUACCACUGCAAACAGGGUAGGGGAAAUGCAUUGCACAGGUAAACACUUCAAACAAACUACACUGGUAAUAAAAGCAUUUCGCUAUGAAUUCCGUCUUCAUUUGGAGCUCAAUACAAAUCUUCUGGCUCCUACAUUACUUCAAAAACAUUUUUUACCAGAAGGUGCCCAACAAAUAUCAACUCAGGAAGUUGAAAACUGUUACUACCAUGGAACCAUAAGUAACUACCCAGGAGCCAAAGCUGCCUUCCGUACUUGUAAUGGGAUCAGUGGGGUUAUUCAUGUCCAAAAUGAAACAUUUGUUAUCCAUCCAUUUUUUGGAGUGGACUUACCAAUGGAGCAUCCUCAUAUCAUUUACCAAUACUUUGGAAGAGAUAAAAGAAAGUAUUCUUGUGGAAACAGUUACUUGCAGGAGUGGGGAUCCAGACACAGUAACAUAUACUCAAAAAAAUUCAAGAGGGAUAUACGACAAGUCACAAAAUACAUUGAGCUAGCCUUAGUUUUGGAUCAAGCCAUGUUUGAAAACAGUACAAGAAACUUAGUUAUAUCUGAUGCCCUUCAGAUAAUCAAUUGUGUGGACAUGUACAUGAAGUCCAUAAAUACUAGAAUUUCUGUAGCAUACAUAGAAACCUGGGAGUAUGAAGAUCAGAUGAGAUUAAGUAGGGAUUUGAAAAAAACAGUCCUUGAUCUUUUGGUGUAUGCAUCACGACAUUUACUGAAAGUUACUAAAGAUGCCACUCAUAUGUUGACUGGACGUACAUUUGUGGGUAAUGUGGCAGGAAUGGCAGUUCCUGACUCUAUAUGUAAAAGUAAUGCAGUUGGUGUAAGUCAGGUAACCAACAUCUUUGAACCUAAUGUAGUAGCAGUAACAGUAACUCACAUGCUGGGCCACAACCUAGGCAUCAGUCACGACCAUUCAAAUGAAUGUUACUGUCCAGACUGGUGGGGCUGUAUCAUGGAACAAAGUAUCAUGGGUCACAAUUCUAUCCAGCCAUAUCAAUUUUCCAACUGCACAAAAGAAGAUUACCUCAAAACUUUUAAGUUAGGAAAUGGAAUAUGCCUUCUAAACAAACCUGGUGAGUUAGAAACUUUUAAAUCGUGUGGCAAUGGGGUUGUAGAAGGAGAAGAAGAAUGUGACUGUGGAAAUAUAGAGGACUGUAUGCGAGAAGAUCCUUGCUGUGAUCCAAUAACAUGCAAACUGAAGUUAGAAGCACAGUGUUCAGCAGGUCCUUGCUGCAUUAACUGUAGGUUGCGGACUGCUGGUGAGCUGUGUCGGAAUGAAGCUGAUGAAUGCGAUAUCCCAGAAUAUUGUAAUGGAAGUAGUGGAGAGUGUCCACCUGACUUGUUCAAAAAGAAUGGUAUUGAAUGUCUCCAAAACCAAGGAUAUUGUUUCCAGGGGAAAUGUAGAACUGGCAGAGAACAGUGUGUGUUUAUUUGGGGAUAUGGUGCAGAGACAUCAGAGCUGGAAUGUUUUCAGCAGUUCAAUACCCAAGGAAUCAUGAAUGGUAACUGUGGGUCUGAUGGAAAUGGAGAAUACCUGAAAUGUGCAUCAGAAAACAUCUUAUGUGGUAGUUUGCAGUGUCAGAGAGGGGCAAAAACCCCUCUGGUGUCAGGCAUGGACAACCAUUACACAACUACCAUAAUUUACAUAGAAGGAAAGGAGUAUGAGUGCAAAGUGACAAUAGGACAUAGUGAAGAUAUACCUGACUUGGGCCUGACUCAGGAUGGAACCAGAUGUGGGAACAGGAAGAUCUGUGUAAAUCAGUCAUGUGUUGACUUGGACAAGUAUAUUGAACCAGGAAGUUGCCCUACAAAUGAAUUGGGUAAAAUCUGUUCUGGUCAUGGAAUUUGCACCAAUAUGAAUACCUGUCAGUGUGAUAAAGGGUGGUUUUUAUCAAACUGCAGUCAACAAGAACUGGAUAAAGGAUUCACGAAAGGAGUUUUUGGUCGAUAUAAGCCUACUGCCAAUAGAACAAAAACAGUUUCUCCAAGCGCUAAUGCUACUGUACGGACAACAUCAUAUGUGAAGAAGAAUGAUUCUCUCAGUGCUUCUUCAUUGGUGAUAGUUAUGGUUUCUGUUGUUGGAGGAGUUUUUAUCUUUUUCGCUCUUCUUGCAAAUUGUUACAGGAAGAAAAAUGGAGGUUGCAAACCAGACAUUAGACGCCAUGACAAAGCUCGGAGCCACAAAAUGCCUUCCCACCUUACACCAACAGAAAGAGACCAAUCAGCAAACAGGAUGAUAACAUUUGGAAGCUUGCCAACUUAUAAAGGAGACAAGCUUCAGUCUCUAGAUUCACAACAACAGUCUGGUGAAUCUAUUCCAGUUAGCAGGGAGUCUUCCACGUUUAUUAAGAUACCUCACAAUGAUCUUUCAAAAUCUCCAGAGAAGAAUGACACUAGGCUUUCCGAUUCAACUAGAGAAACCGAUAAUCAUAUUUCUGAAACAUUGAAGAACAUGAAUGGGUACCAUGAGGACAUUUUGGAGGCUCUGCAUUCUGCAGCAUCCUAUCAUCCAGCAGUAUUUUUAUCAAGCCCUAAUCAGGAGUCUGCACAACCUUUAUCCAGUACCCCUGAUACUGACCCAUUCCAGUCAGUUUUAGAUAAUAUCAAAGCCUGUGAUAGUGAGAGAGAGGAUACAGUUCCACCAUGUGGAUCGAUUAGGAUUCGAAAUCUGGAAGACUUGCUUCGUCAGUAUGAUCAAGUUGCUGAGAAUGUUUCUCCAGCAGGUUCCGAAGAUAUUCGUUUCAGUGAACCAGAAGCUGAUCGACACUACCAACCAGAUAAGUCGGAUGAACAAAAGAGUCAAAGAGAUCCCAGUGUGCGUUUCUUGAUAGGAAAGAAGGGGAGACUGUCCCCCAAAGACAAGAAGAGAAUGCCAGUUGCUCAAGUGAACAAUGGAUUUACCACAUAUCCAGAUAAGCCUGAAGAAGAAGUCGAGGAAGAUGAUGAAGAUGAUAGAGGAAGUGAUGAAAAUGAUGCAGAUGACGAUCGUAGCGAAUCUGCAUCACCUCAAGUAGCACGUAGUGCAAGUGAAGAAAUUCUCACCCUCCCUAAUUUGAACUCUCACCAUCAGCCUGAUAAGCUGUUUAAACUAGAUGUCAGUGAUUACUUCCCAAGCCCACCUUCAGAAGAAUCUAAUUCCACUUCUUAUGAUGAAAAUACAACUUACAAUCCCAUGGUGUCUCGAGUAGGUAGGGUUAAUGUACCACAAACGCCAAGUUUUCCACCUCGACUUACACCACAUUUGUCUGCUAAAAAAAAGGUUAAAAAAAAGUUCCCUGAAUAUAAAGUGUGACUAAGGCUGCCCCUUCUCUUUAGAUUGAAUUGAGUGAUGUCUCUAAAGUUUUGAGGAGUUUUUUUAUGAAGAAAUAUUUAAUACUUUUUAUUAUUUGUAUUGAAUAUAUUCUUUUAUUUGUUUUUUUACUGAUAUUUAUUAUUUCUUGAACAUGUUUAGCUCGACUAACGUGCAUGUUAGAUGAGGAAUAGUGAAGUAUGUAAUGUAAUUCUGGUGUUAAAAUAAUUG
Molecule: messenger RNA, 3855 nt
Organism: Limulus polyphemus (Atlantic horseshoe crab)
Lineage: Eukaryota; Metazoa; Arthropoda; Merostomata; Xiphosura; Limulidae
Product: disintegrin and metalloproteinase domain-containing protein 11-like
Exons: 28
Coding region: 70-3627 (1185 amino acids)
Biological process (GO): membrane protein ectodomain proteolysis
Molecular function (GO): metalloendopeptidase activity
Source: RefSeq, a predicted model, not a curated record